AUGGACCUAUGCAGUCGCUGCCGAAACGUACUUGCAGAGGGACAUACACGCGCAGUCCGCAAGUCUCGGUGCAGGAUCUUCGACGGAGGAGCCUGUGAACCGUGCCGCGAGCUACAAGAUCUGGAUACGCAAAUUUCACAAGUGGAAGCCUUUCUGGCCCACCUCAGAGAACGUCGACCUUCGAUUAAAGCGAAGCAGAAUCGAGCGCACGACCCUCUAUCACGAACUUUUCCCCCCGAAGUCAUAUCGCGCAUCUUCAGCUUCCAUGUGUUCUCCUCCGGAGAGAGCGUGGAUUUAGAGUCAUACGAUUCGCCGUUAGCCCUCGGAGCUGUAUGUCUCACCUGGAGAAAAAUCGCAUGGGAGACGCCCGGCCUUUGGUCUUCGUUGACGUUUAAGGUCGACAAGCCUGUAGCCUAUGUGACCUUUGUCAGCCGAAUGAAGCUCUUCGAACAAGGCUUCGCCCGCUCAGGAAGUCUACCAUUAUCCUUCAAGCUUCAAAGCUUCACCAUCCAUUCACCAUGGGACCGGGAGAAUCACGAGUCGAAACUCGACCACGACGACGCUUGGAAGACAUUUGCCAGCAUCCUCAACCGAUAUUCAGAGCGCUGGCGCUCAUUCGACAUCCGAAUCUCGACUUGGGAUUUAUUUUACAUAACCCCACAACUGAGGCGUGGCUUCCCCAAUCUUCUCCACCUUUCCCUAAUUCCCAACAAAUUCGACUACCGUCAAAAGCUCCAGAUUUUCGGGUCUUCCAGCGCCAUCGACAUCCCUGCACCGUCCAUCGUGAAACUUGCGCGUCUGCGAUUCGACGACAUCAAGAUCUCUUGGAUGGUUAUAUCACCCCUCUCAUCCACCAACAACUUAAAGUGCUGGACUGCUUGGACGUAA
This is a messenger RNA of Cyclocybe aegerita, 888 nucleotides long. Lineage: Eukaryota; Fungi; Basidiomycota; Agaricomycetes; Agaricales; Hemipholiotaceae. The record is from the annotation of a GenBank genome assembly.